CCUAAAUAAAAAAUUGAUUACCCUGUAUAUGUAUCAAAAGCCAAAAUGUCCAGUUCCUCAAAUACACAUUCCUGUAAGGUUUUUUUUUCUCUUAAUCCAGAAAAACACAGUUUUACAAGCAAAGACGUUACCAACGAUAUGAAGUACAUAAAAGUGUGUAGUAACUCUUCGUCCGCGAUAAGCCUAUAUUCCAUGAAUGACGUUUUGAUAAGUAAAAAUCUGGAAAACACUCGCUCCAGAGCAUUUAAAUGUUUCUUACAUUGUCUACUGACAAAGUAUGGUUGGAUGGACGAGGACGGGGGAUUUUUAAUUCACGAUAUCCGGGAAACUUUGCAAGAAAGCGAUAUUCAGAUAUCCACUAUGGAAUAUAUUUUGUACUCUUGUACUGCCAUGAAAUCCAUGAAUAGGUGCCAUAGGGCCUUCUAUUUUACCGAGUGCUUUUGGAAGAAAAUGGACGAGGAACAACCUGCUGAGGAUGACUUGUUCUAUGAGAUUCAAACCAAGUGAUCAGAUUUUUUGAAAAACUCUUAUUAUUUGUCCUUUUAACAGCGUUAGAAAAGUGUAUUUCCUAAUAAAUAAAUUAUGUAUUUCUUCUUGGUGAUAUUUAAGAAAAAAGACGUUGUUUACAUUUUUUUAAAUACUAUCUUUGCAGACGCUAUUGAACGAUUAAAGCUGCCACUGGUGUAAGGUAAAAAUGUGAAAUAUAAAAAUGCAAUAUCAAGGAAAAAAGCGUUUUUAUUAAUUAA
Messenger RNA from Anthonomus grandis grandis, 746 nucleotides. RefSeq lists its product as uncharacterized. The transcript is spliced from 4 exons. The record is from RefSeq and is a predicted model, not a curated record. Gene Ontology annotation, molecular function: odorant binding. NCBI's taxonomy places the organism in Eukaryota, Metazoa, Arthropoda, Insecta, Coleoptera, Curculionidae. Gene Ontology annotation, biological process: sensory perception of smell. Bases 46 to 507 code for a protein of 153 amino acids.